CAUCUCUGCUUGACAGUCAGUUCAUCGAGUUUAUAAAGUCUUUAUUUACCAAUCCAAAACAUUAACAGCGAAAAUAUUUAUAAUACCGCUAUCGCAUACCUAAGUAUCUAAAAAUCUGUAAUGGACGAUCGUUCUGAUAGUUCUGUAACUUCUAUUGAAGAUGAUGACGAAGAACGUACCGAUAAUACGGAAAACUUGUGCGACAACCCAACUCGGGAUAUUCUUUCGGAAGGAUUUUUUCGCUUGUUCAAACCGGUUAUUGACGACCUGGAUAAUAAUAUUCGCAGUGCUCGCCUUAACCAAAUGGAAUUGCGUCAACAAUUGGACGACCUCUCGGUGGAGAUGAAAAAUCUAAAUUUCGAAAACGACCCUCAGCUCCACGAAUAUUUUAAGCGGAUGGUUCACGUUAAACAAAAAGUGGUUGUUAUCAUGAAUGUUCUACAGGGCGCUCAGGAACGACUAGUUUCUCUCUGUCAACAACAAGAACAGUCAACGCAAGGACAACCUAAUAGUUAAUUAAAUCGAUAUAGCCAUUGAUAUUGUUUUAUUUAUUUAUAUAGAUUAUAAUAAAAUAUUUCCAAAGCAAA
Messenger RNA from Wyeomyia smithii (pitcher-plant mosquito), 587 nucleotides. It is a transcript of the gene Snapin, whose product is annotated as SNAPIN protein homolog. Gene Ontology annotation, molecular function: SNARE binding. Bases 121 to 516 code for a protein of 131 amino acids. The record is from RefSeq and is a predicted model, not a curated record. Gene Ontology annotation, cellular component: BORC complex; synaptic vesicle; BLOC-1 complex. NCBI's taxonomy places the organism in Eukaryota, Metazoa, Arthropoda, Insecta, Diptera, Culicidae. The transcript is spliced from 2 exons. Gene Ontology annotation, biological process: lysosome organization; synaptic vesicle exocytosis; endosome to lysosome transport.